Messenger RNA from Punctularia strigosozonata HHB-11173 SS5, 1899 nucleotides. RefSeq lists its product as uncharacterized. Lineage: Eukaryota; Fungi; Basidiomycota; Agaricomycetes; Corticiales; Punctulariaceae. The record is from RefSeq and is a predicted model, not a curated record. The transcript has 8 exons. Bases 1 to 1899 code for a protein of 632 amino acids.
AUGUCUGGACGCAAGCUGCGGAAGAAGGCGACUACAAGGACAGCUGACCAUGCUGGCUCAGGCAUGGACUCGACUCAGAACAUCGCGCACACAAGGUCUACAGGUCGACGGGGCAAGAAUUCGGGAGACAGCAAUCCAACACUCACGGCCAUCCUCACCCCUGCGCAGAAGGCUGCGCGAACACGAGCAGCAAAUCGGGCAGCCAGAGAACAUAUUGCCGAUGCCGUUCUGCCCAACGCAGUUGAUGAUGUACCAGCCAUGGCUCGCAAGCGGCCGGAAACUGGGUCAGAAACCAGUGCACCGUCGACCGACAUGCCAGCGGCAAAGCGUGUUCGCAAUGAUCGCCGUCCUCCACGCACCGCAAUUCGUGACAACCCUGAGCAUGAUGCAGCUCAGGAGGUUAUGGACCGCAUGGCACUACAUCCUCCUAGCCAGCCAUCAGACACCGAAGAUGAAGACAAUCACAGCCAGAAGACGGAUGGCGAAGAGUCAGAGACCGAAUUGGAGGAGGACCCAGUGACUGACCUGAUGGGACAGUCUGGUCGUCGCAAUCUCCGACGCCAGCUUGCUCUUGAGGAGAUAUCAUGGGCCUCCGAUAAACAUCAUGCUGUCCUGCAACCCGUCAUCGCCCUCCAGUCCCGGUCAGCGGACUUGGCUGUUCCGUCUCCAUCUCACUCGCCUGCAAGCUCGAACAGGACCCCUUCGCUCAGUUCAUCGUCUUCGCAGACACCGGAAUUGCCGUUUACGCAUUUCAUCGAUCCCGUUCUCCUCGAACAGUCCGAAUCCGGUGCAUCAUCACCAGCACCAAACUCCUCAUCAUCCUGCAUCUCGCAAGCGUCCACCCGUCGUCCAUCCGCAAACAUCCGGGCAUCAGCCCGUGCAGCUUCGGCCACGCCUCAAGUAGCACACAUGGCGGGUACAUCACUCUUGCCACCACGAUCGGUUUCUAUGCCUUCCGCGGCCUCGAUAUCAUCCGCUCCCCCUCCAGUUACCAGUACCUUUGUGUCGUCGACAUCGGCUGCGGUCGCGGUUACCAGUCCCGGGCCUGGAGUGGUAGCGGUGGAUAGGGUGCGGUUCUCUGCGGAGUCUCAGACCUUCAAUGCUGGAUGGCCCGACUGUACGUGGAUCGAAGUACCGAAGAAGGGCAAGACUAUCCUAAUCACAGCUCAGCCUCAACAUAUACACAAGCUCCUCAACGAUGCAACAUACUAUACUCACCUUUUCAUGUGCUUUCACGAUGCAUUUCCUGACCACGAUGCUCGCGCAGAGCUUCUUCAACGUGCGGUCAAGGCCGCCGUGGAGAAACUGCAAGCGUCAGUUCGGGACCCUUUUCUCCAUCGUCUAGAAGCCCAGCCAACGUUCGCUGAGUACAUGAUGUCUUCGCCUCUGGGUCGCAUCGGCAUUCUUCGAUCUGACAUCAAGCAGUCGUGCGAAGCCGCUGUAGUCGGUCAUUACGGACUGGUGUCGGGGUGCAUGGAGCGCGUCAUGGCCGAGCUCGACAAGGACAAGUACAUCUAUGCACGAUCUCCCACUAAUGCGCGGCUCAAAGACCGGCCAUUCCAACAUCCCUGCAUCAUCGAUCAACUCAGGACCCAUUUCUUCGCGCAUAGCCCUCGCAAGGGUCGCCCUCUCACCCAACGCUUCAACGAUAAUUUCAUCUCAAGUGUCACCUGGGACGCUCGGAAGGAAAUCCCGGCUCCUAUGCUUGCCCUUAUUGCAACUGCUAUAUACGCAGCCAUACGCGAGUGGGAGACCGGUGAAUGCGUUACCGAAGACUUCACGGCCGACACGUACAUGGACGUUUACAGCUCACACAUGCUCACCCUUGCGGACAUCAAGCAGGCAUCGGAGCGGGCAUAUCAUGGGAUGAUGGCAGGGUUAUACGAGGCUGCUUCGUGA